Molecule: messenger RNA, 432 nt
Organism: Suillus subalutaceus
Lineage: Eukaryota; Fungi; Basidiomycota; Agaricomycetes; Boletales; Suillaceae
Exons: 3
Source: RefSeq, a predicted model, not a curated record
GGUCGACUUGUUCACUUAAUUCUUGUUGCUGUAGUUUGUGAUAAACCAGCCACUCACAAGAUUGGUGGUUUUGGUUCGCAUUCACACACUAACUUAUGUACAGCUUGCUGGAUCAUGCAAGCAGAUAAAGCAAGAGCAGCCGCGUUUGUGAAAGAUGCAUUCAAGGAACAAACAAAUUUGCAACAGUGCAAGUUAGGAGAACAAUACCAACAACUGACCACACAUACUGCAUGCAAGAACUUCGUCAAAGACUAUGCAACACACUAUACUCAGCUUUCCAGGCACUCAUACUUCAAUUUAGUCAAUCAAGUUGUAAUCGACCCAAUGCAUAAUCUAUUUCUUGGUCUCGUCAAAACACAUUUCUACAACAUUUGGGUGCAAGGGAAAGUACUCCGUCCAAACCACAAACUGACCUUGUUUCACGACAUGCUU